Rhodamnia argentea is the source of this 1300-nucleotide messenger RNA. Its product is annotated as MATH domain and coiled-coil domain-containing protein At2g05410-like. NCBI's taxonomy places the organism in Eukaryota, Viridiplantae, Streptophyta, Magnoliopsida, Myrtales, Myrtaceae. The transcript has 5 exons. The coding region runs from base 107 to 1222 and encodes 371 amino acids. The record is from RefSeq and is a predicted model, not a curated record. Gene Ontology annotation, molecular function: protein binding.
GUCACCUUGAAGUCGAAGAGUCAACAACGUUCGACAGAAGCACUCGUGUGGAGAACCAUAUAAAUUUCCCAACUCCUGUAAUAAGCAGCAGUUCCAAUUCAGAAAAAUGGAUGCACCAAGUGGUGUGAAUCAGGGAGAAUUCACGUGGAAAAUCAGCUACUUCACUGAGCAAGAUGCGAGGAAGCUUUACUCUGAAGCAUUCACAGUUUCUGGUUGUGAAUGGAGAAUUAGCUUAUACCCGAAGGGGGAUGACACGGACCAUUUGUCGCUGUACCUCGAUGUCCCUAAUUCUGCGACGUUGCCGAACGGGUGGACCAGAAACGCCAAGUUCAGCUUGAGCGUGAUCGAUCAAACCAAUGAUGUUCAAUCUAUUAGAAAGGAGACGCAACAUAAUUUCACUGCAACAGAGAGUGACUGGGGUUUCGCAAGUUUCAUUCCAUUGACUGAGCUUUGUAGUCCUACUGCUGGAUACCUAGCAAAUGACACUUUGGUGAUUAAAGCCAAAGUUUGCGUCUUAACAGUUACUCCUCCAGUGAACAGUCGGCCAGCUGGACCGACUGAUAAGUUUGACUCCUAUUUUACUGGUCUAGAGGAAUUCCUCAACGCUGCUGAGACUAAUGGCGGUAGUGUAGGGUCAACUUCUUGCAACCAAGAUGGUGCUUUGAUGGCCGAAAUUCCUAGCUUAGAAGAAGUUGAGAAGGCUAAGCAGUCUUUGAAGGAAUGCCUUUCGGAUCUCUUUAAAUUGAAUAUGAAAGAGAAGCUAUAUGAGGCACUAUCAACUUUAAGCUUGGCCAGAACUGGAUUAUCGUCGGAGCAGCAAAUAACAAUUGAGACAUUUCAAGCCAAUUUCAAUGAUUUCACGUCCGACUUCUUAGCAUUUGAGCAGGACAAUGCUGAGUUUGAGCUGCAUAAACUACAAAAGGAUCAAAAGUUCUCAGCUAUGAAGAAGAGCCAGGAUACUCACAUCUUGUAUAAGCAGUUAAUGGAUGACCUCAUCAAAGAAGAGGAAGAGCUCAAAAGGAGGACAGAAGAAGUAAACUCUAGGAGGGACAAACUUCUCUCAGAUUGGGAGAUCUUGCUGGUUGAGUCUGAAGAAGCGAAGUCGGGCUAUCAAGAUGAGCAGAAGAAAGUAGCAGAGGCUGAGGAAAAGAAGAGAAUAGCUGAAGAAAGAAUGUCUAGAUCAACCACUGCUUGGUCAAAUUUGAAGGCUCAGUUUUGUUGAAACUUUAAGGUUUCAAAUAGGCUAUGAGCCGUUUGUUCACUUAAAGUAUAAAAACUGCAUUUGAGCUCUACUACUUUU